AUGCAGUGCACGACGUUGCCCACGCACGAUGAAUAUUCAUAUCGGUGGCUCUUUCUCCGCCGUCUCUCCACCCCUCCCUCUCUCUCUCUCUCUCUCUCUCUCUCUCUCUCUCUCUCUCUCUCUCUCUCUCCUGUACAAAAGACAUUUCUACAGUUGUUCCCACAAACAGUCUGUUUGGUUCCUCAUAGUCUCUGUGUCCUCGCUGCCGCUGACUCAAUGGCAGAAAAGACUCUGAGAGGAAGGGAGGAGAGAAUGGUCGUGGCAGACAAACACGCAGCCAAUGGGAAUCCCACUGUGGAGCCUUUUCCAGAAGGCAUGGAGACCAUCAUGCUUGGUUUGGGCUGUUUCUGGGGAGCUGAGAGACUUUUCUGGCGGCUUCCAGGAGUCUACUCCACCCAGGUGGGCUUCGCCGGCGGCUUUACACCCAACCCCACUUACCACGAGGUCUGCUCAGGUCUGACGGGUCACACUGAGGUGGUUAGGGUGGUCUUCUCGCCUAAAGACGUUGGCCUCGAGGAACUGCUCAAGAGCUUUUGGGAAAGCCAUGAUCCUACACAAGGUAUGAGGCAGCAGAAUGACCGUGGUACUCAGUAUCGUUCAGCCAUCUACACAUCCAACCCCACUCAACAGGAGCUUGCAUUGAAGAGCAAAGAUGCCUUCCAGCAGGAGCUGGAUAAAAAAGGCUACGGCCACAUCACCACAGAGAUCCUGGAGGGGCAGCUGUUUUACUUCGCUGAGGACUAUCACCAGCAGUAUCUGAAGAAGAACCCAAAGGGCUACUGUGGCCUCAAGGGAACCGGAGUCUCUUGUCCCAUUGGAGCCGGGAAGGACGAACUGUGAGGGAUGUGUGGUGAAAACAGAAAAGGAUGAUUUUUAAGGCUGUUAUUUUGGCAUUGAUCAUUCCUAAUCUUUUCUUUUUGAUACAAUAAUGAAUUAUAUUACUCAGGGUAUGUAUUCAUAUUCUCUGACACAAUAACAUAUUAGCCAGAUUGCAAAUACAUUACUAAGCUUCAGCAAUUUUUUAAUCAAAGCUUCAAAAUGUAUAUUUGUCUGUCAGCUAUGGAGAUGAAUAUAGUGUCAGAAUUAGUUUUAUUGGCGAUGUAUGUGUGGGCACAUAAAAGCAAUUUUAUCAGGUCGUUGCCCUCAAUAUACUUAUGAAAUAGAAAAAUAAACAGUCCAUACAAAUAGACAUACAGCUAUAAACAAGGACAAUCAGCUGAACAAAGAGUAAACUAUUAUGUACAUAUAUACAUAAAUAAUACACAUAUAUAAAAAACAAUUAUAUUUCUAAACCAUUAAACAAUAGUCUGAACUAUAAGCUGUAAAGCACCUGUGAAACAUA
Messenger RNA from Anoplopoma fimbria (sablefish), 1342 nucleotides. RefSeq names its product methionine sulfoxide reductase Ab (gene msrab). Gene Ontology annotation, biological process: cellular response to oxidative stress. Gene Ontology annotation, cellular component: cytoplasm. Bases 1 to 840 code for a protein of 279 amino acids. The transcript has 6 exons. Gene Ontology annotation, molecular function: peptide-methionine (S)-S-oxide reductase activity. Lineage: Eukaryota; Metazoa; Chordata; Actinopteri; Perciformes; Anoplopomatidae. The record is from RefSeq and is a predicted model, not a curated record.